AUGAGAAUACGUCUACGUCUUAAAACACUUUAUGCCAAACCAUUGAAUGGACCGGCCAACCACCAGUUGACAGUGGUCGAUGUCAACCCACAGUAUGAGAUACAACAGCUGCUGAAUGGCAUGUCACACAAGAGCACAGAGUACCGCUUCUUCCACGCCAACUACUUGCUGGAGAUGGACCGCACAUUUGACCACUAUCGCAUCAAGGAGAAUGAUAUCAUCGAGACCGUGUCCAACCCAUUCAUCAUGUGCGUGUUCUACAAGCUGCACAGCAUGUAUAUCGCGCAGCAGGAGAAUGAGCGUCGACUAAAAGGCUCAACAUUCAACUCGCAGAUGCUCAUUCGCACGCUCACCUGUAUCAAGUCUUUGUUCAGAGACGAUAUACCUUUUGUUGGCGACGACGUUGACAAGAUCAAGCCCUACUUGAGAAACGCCGACAUUGUCACUCUGCGCACCGAACUCAUUGACUUCAAGCGAUUCGAUCAGCAUCACGAGGACCCGAUCGGACACUACGUACUACGCAUAUAUAACAUGCUGCCCGACGAGGAGCAGCGCCGCAUCAGACAGACAUUGGACAACGCGUACAUGGCCUUCCCAGCGACAACAACAACAAUAGAGACACUCACCGAGACGGACACGGACACUGAGUCCGAGGGUGAGUGUCUCACUCAGCCCGACCCCGUCCAGCGUGACACAAUAUACAUGGCACCAAAGGACAUUGAUAUCGAUUGUGACACUGACGACGAUGUGUUGGAACUAUCCCGCGAAGGAUCAUUCAACCUGCCACAAGCCUCCAACUCGGUCACGACCCCCAAUAGACAGAAUGGUGGAUUAUCUUUCAACUUGUUGCUCAAGAAUGGAACCACAAAGGAAAGCAAUGAUCCCGUAUUCCUCAAGAAGCUCAAGUACAUUGAGGAUGUCAACAUGAAGCUCAUUCAAAUGUUCCCAAGAUGUGGCAUACCAAUCCUACCUCGCGUGACCAUGAACUAUCCAGACGAUCAACUAUUCCUCGACAACUCAGACGCGCCACUCCAGCUCUCCGACCUGGAGCCACCUCACUCUCCACCUGCGUUUCAAUCAACUCAACCAUCAACCUACAACAGCAACAACAACAACAAUAAUAAUAGCAUGAACCGGAGUAAUGGCAACAGCAGGAACCACAGCAGGAACAAUAGUAUGAAUGGAGGAGGAACAUCAUCAGGAACAGGAAGGAACUUGUUUGGGAGCAACUCAUCUUUGAACAAAACAAUGUCACUCAACAACUCGGCGACUAUCUCUUUGGGUGCCAGCUCACAGGGGUCAUUGUGGGACAACAGCUUCAAUGGUUCACAAGGCGCUGGGUCGCUCAAUGGUUCACAGAGGUCGAUUGGAAGCCCGACACUCAGUCUCAACAACUCCACUGGCUCCAACUCAUCCGCCACCAGUGGCUUUGGUCUCAAGCGUAGCACAGGACUGUCACUCAGCCAGAACUCCACCGACUCAAAGUUCACCACUGUCACGGAGGUUGUGUCACACUUCCCCGGCUCACUAGAGUAUCAACAGAAGCAGCAACAGCAACCUUUGGCUGUGGUACCCAAGCCUGAUCAGGCCUCAGAUUCCAACUCAAACGACUCAAGCAUGCAACUGAGUGUGUACACGGGCAAGUCGACGGUUUCCAUGAGGGCCGCCGCCAACGCCAAGGAGAAGCUGUACUCGCCAUUCUUCCAAUCGUCAAUGUACGCUACAUUGAUCGCGCUGUCCAUUCAUGACGGCAAGAUAUUCACAGACAUGGAACUGGCGGCCGUGUCCCAGCCCUUUGCCUACAUCGACAUGAUUGAUGCUCAACCCGUGCCCUACUACUCCUACGCCGACAACCUCACGACAAUGGCCUCAAAGGAGAAGGGACAUCUGCUCAAGUGUGAGAACAAGAUGUUCUCGCAGUCACCCAAGGGCAAGGAGUACGGAAAGCAUCUGCUUCGGUUCAACAUUGAUUAUGAGCAGUUUGUGGCCAAGAACAACACGAGACCGAUAUUGGAGCAGAGCAAGGUGACCGUGGUGAUCGACACGCGAGAGGUCAAGGCCAAGUGUAUCGAGAGGAAUCUGCGAGACAUGGGCGUCAACACCGUGAUCAGGAAACUAAAGACUGGCGACUAUUGCUUCGUGCCCACGCUGCCCACCUACUCAGAGUCGCUGGGCAGUGAGCUGAUGUAUCCGUUCCUGAUGGAGAGGAAGACAUGGCACGACCUCGAGAGCAGUAUCUUUGAUUCCAGGUAUCUCAGUCAGAAGCAACGCAUGGUCUCACACGAGAUCCUCAAUCGCAAGGGACUUUUCUACCUGGUCGAGGGUGUCAAGGAGGCAUACAAAGGCGCAACACAGUUUGAUGAGCUGGAAAGAAAAAUAGAAGAGAUGGUGAAUACAGAGAGCUUCAAUGUUAUCAAGACGAACAACUUGUUGGAGACAUGUAGAUACUUGGCAAUGUUUGCAAAGUUGUUGAGCGAACAUUGGGAUGAAUCAAGAGGCAUGUAUCGAUGUGCAGUGAUCAAUGAGUCGGCAGUGUUGGCCAAUCCUCUGGCAUCAAAGAAGGACCAACAACCACAGACAACGCCCGUGGACCGAUCAUAUGUCACAAUGGAUUGCAGCUUGUUCAAGGAAUACCUCUUGGUGCCAAGCUAUCGCGAGCACGUCGAGCUCUGUGUCCGACAGACGCGCCACAUCGAGAAGGUGUUUGCCAUUCAAGGCCUGGCUGACUACACCAAGUCAAUCUCAUCCAACAUGAAUGCCAAGGUGAGGGAGUUCAUCAGACAUCAUAUGCUCAAUGAGCCACUGAACAAGUACUUCACCCAAGAUAACCUGCUGCUGAUUGAAAGUGUGGACCAGAUGUUGGUGUACUACUACCUGCUACACUUGCAAGUUGUCGUUGGAGUCAAGGUCAUACCAUUCCCAUCCAAGACUCAAAUGGACAAUCUGAUUACGUUCCGCGAUAGGGAGGUCAACCUGGAAAGCAGUCUAAAGAUGUCCAAUCUGCAACAUCCUCAUUUCUACGCCCUACCCAUCUCAAUGGAAGAAUCUCAGCUAGUGCUCACUCGAAGUCAGUCACUACCUUUGGCAAUCACUCAAUCAUCAUCAUUAUCACAGCCAUCACUUUCACAACUUUCAACCUCAACAUCAACAACAUCUACAUCAUCAACAUCAUCAACACCUCAGAAGCGCAAGUUAUCAUCUCAAUCAUCUCAAUCCUCUCAAUCCACUCAAACAUCAUCCCAAUCAUUCCAAUCGACACAAAGCUUGCCACCUCCAAUCCAGCUACCAUCCACGACGACUAUAACUACCACAACGACGACAAGUGCUCAACCACAAGAGCCACCAACAAAGAAGGCGAAGGAAGAGAAGAAGAAAGAGAAGAAGGAUAAGGAUAAGAUGGAUACGACUCAACCAGAUGGUGAUGUUGGCUAUCGCACUUGUAAUCAACCAAUGCAUCAGGAGUGGUGGGGAACCAGUCCGGAUCUGCCCACGACAGACUUCUACGCGCACAGCAAGCGAUGCAAGAAAUGCUACUGCAAGAUACAGAACGAAAACAAACGACAGCGUACAAUGAAUCUGUCUGCUAACGGCGGUGACGAACAUUUGCCGCCAGCAGCCCAGGUUCCCAGUCCCUUGACCACCGCCAAGACAGAGCCACUGCUCCAGCUAACCAAUGCCCCAGAUGAUGCCACUCCAGCCCACGUGGCGCCAGCACCUCCCCCAGCAACCCCUAACAACAAGACUGGAGGACUCCAAUCAACUCCCAAUGGCACAGUGGUCAUCCUAGACUCGCCCAAUGGUGGUCCACUGCCUAGCACAACAUCAAUCAUGAACCGUGACGCCCAGCUUCAUCCGAUCCAUAUCGAAUGA
Messenger RNA from Acytostelium subglobosum LB1, 3870 nucleotides. RefSeq lists its product as hypothetical. Gene Ontology annotation, cellular component: Holliday junction resolvase complex; nucleus. Gene Ontology annotation, molecular function: DNA binding; crossover junction DNA endonuclease activity; 3'-flap endonuclease activity. The transcript is spliced from 2 exons. Lineage: Eukaryota; Evosea; Eumycetozoa; Acytosteliales; Acytosteliaceae. Gene Ontology annotation, biological process: resolution of meiotic recombination intermediates; DNA catabolic process; double-strand break repair via break-induced replication. Bases 1 to 3870 code for a protein of 1289 amino acids. The record is from RefSeq and is a predicted model, not a curated record.